This is a messenger RNA of Ostreococcus tauri, 837 nucleotides long. Its product is annotated as GOLD. Bases 1 to 837 code for a protein of 278 amino acids. Gene Ontology annotation, cellular component: COPII-coated ER to Golgi transport vesicle; endoplasmic reticulum; endoplasmic reticulum-Golgi intermediate compartment. The record is from RefSeq and is a predicted model, not a curated record. Gene Ontology annotation, biological process: endoplasmic reticulum to Golgi vesicle-mediated transport; Golgi organization; intracellular protein transport. Lineage: Eukaryota; Viridiplantae; Chlorophyta; Mamiellophyceae; Mamiellales; Bathycoccaceae. The transcript is spliced from 2 exons.
AUGCGGAUCGAGGUCAGACCGGGGACGACGGAGUGUGUGCACGCGACGUUCGUGAGCGAUGACGCGGCGGUGUGCGAGAGGGAUGGCGUGGAGGUCCACGGACGAUUCGAGUUGAAGACGUCGGACGCGACGCGCGUCGAGGCGAAGGCGUCGGACGCGCGCGGAGGCGCGCUGACGCAGUGGACGUGGAGCGGAGGGUGGGGGGAGCGAAAAGAACAGGAGUUUGAAAUUCCGUCGAAAGGGUGUGGGACGUACAGCGUGUGUUUCGACGCCAAGGGAACAGAGGGUGGGAAGGCGGCGAUCGUGGAGUGCGAUUACUUCCAGGCGCUGCACGCGCCCGAGGCGGGGGCGAAGAGCGAGGAGUCGGAGAAGGCGAAGCGCGCCAAGGCGAAGGAAACCGUCAAGGAGGGGUUGAAAGCAUCGCAGAUGGAAGAUGUCACGUCCAAGGUGAGCGGAUUGAACGGAUGGGUGCAACAGUUGCGACAGGAGGAGCUGUAUUUACGAACGCGCGCGGAGAGACACAAGCUCACGAUCGAGAGCAACGCGCGACGCACGGUUCGAACGACCAUGAUCGAAGUCGUCGUCCUCGUCCUCGUCACCGCGGUACAGGUGAUUACCGUGCGCAAAUUCUUUGACGUGCAGACCGAUUCGCACGCGAGACGUCGCGCGCAGGGUUUCGAUUCCGUCGACGUUUCCGCCGGAUUCCGAAGCGCCACCAAAAUAGCCGGUCCGAUGGUCGGCGCGGCCGCCGAGGCCGCCCAACGCGGCGUCCGGGGUCUCAUCACAUCCCUCGGCCGUUCGUCUCGUUCGCACGAUCGCGCCUACCACCUCGGUUAG